Molecule: messenger RNA, 2658 nt
Organism: Sorex araneus (European shrew)
Lineage: Eukaryota; Metazoa; Chordata; Mammalia; Eulipotyphla; Soricidae
Product: 40-kDa huntingtin-associated protein-like
Exons: 1
Coding region: 644-1906 (420 amino acids)
Biological process (GO): vesicle cytoskeletal trafficking
Cellular component (GO): early endosome
Molecular function (GO): protein binding
Source: RefSeq, a predicted model, not a curated record
CGGCCCUGGCUGCGGGUGAGGAUGAGGGAGAUGCCGCGCUCGCUCGGCGCCCAGAGCCCAGGCCAAGCCCCCCGAAGGCGGUCCUCGUUGGUGUGGGGCUCGGGCCCUGACUGGGCCGCGGAGGCGCGGAAGGCCAGUGCGGGACGCAGGGCGGCACCCGGGGCCGGGGCCCCACGAGGUCGGUGGGGCAGGGGCUGUGUGUCAGACGCUGAGGCGCGAUGCGGGGCCAGCGUGCGGAAACGGGCCCGGGUUCGGCUGGGCCCCGCUCUCUAGGAGACCAGCAGCGGCCCUCCACCACCGGGGAAGGCGGCUGCGUCCUGGCAGCGGCGAGCUUCGGCUCAGGCCAGGCCCCAGGCCCUGCCCGCGCAGCGCCGAGCUCCCCAGCCCUUUCCGGGCCGCUAGGGCCCGCGCGGGGGAGGACGGGGGGAUUCGGGGGCGGAUCUCGGGAGCCACGCCCGCGGCGCGGCCGCGCCGGGGGCCGGCCCGCCACGCGCCCGCUACCAGCCAAUCAGCGCGGCCAAUCGGCCGUCGGUGGGCGGGACCACGGGAGCAGGGACUCGGGAGUGGCCGGCCCGCGCGUUCGUCAGGCGCCCAUCCGGGCCAGAGGGCACGUCCGCCAGCCCGGAAGAGGGCGGCGGCCAACAUGGCGGCGUCCGCUGCCGGCCUGGGCGGCCUGGGCGGCCUGGGCGGCCUAGGCGGCGGCGGCGGCCUGGGCGGCGGCGCCGGCGGUGGCGGCGCCGGUGCCGGUGGCGGCGCCGGCCCGGUGCCGGAGACCGGGGACUUCCUGGCCCGCUACCGCCAGGUGUCCAACAAGCUGAAGAAGCGGUUCCUGCGGAAGCCGAACGUGGCCGAGGCCGGCGAGCAGUUCGCGCAGCUGGGCCGCGAGCUGCGCGCCCAGGAGUGCCUGCCCUACGCGGCCUGGUGCCAGCUGGCCGUGGCGCGCUGCCAGCAGGCGCUCUUCCACGGCCCCGGGGAGGCGCUGGCGCUCACCGAGGCCGCCCGCCUCUUCCUGCGGCAGGAGCGCGACACGCGCGAGCGCCUCGUGUGCCCCGCCGCCUACGGCGAGCCGCUGCAGGCCGCCUCCAGCGCCCUGGGCGCCGCCGUGCGCCUGCACGUCGAGCUGGGCCAGCCGGCCGCAGCCGCCGCCCUGUGCCUCGAGCUGGCCGCCGCCCUGCGCGACCUGGGCCAGCCGGCCGCCGCCGCCGGCCACUACCAGCGCGCCGCGCACAUGCAGCUGCCGCUGCUGCCCCUGGCCGCGCUGCAGGCGCUCGGCGACGCCGCAUCCUGCCUGCUGCUGGCGCGCGACUACACCCGUGCCCUGGCCGUCUUCACGCACAUGCAGCUCCUGGCGCGGGAGUAUGGCAGUCGCCCGGGUCCGCCGCCGCCGCCGCCGCCCCCCACCGCCGCCGCCGGGCCCGCGCCCGCGCCCCCGCCCGGCCCCGGCUCGGCCCUGGCCGCCGCACCGCCAGCAACGCCUCUGCCGCCGCCGCCCGCAGCCGCCUCCACCUCCGCCUCCUCCUCGGUCACGGCUGCCGCCGCAGCCGCCGCGCCCUCCCCCGCCCUGCUGGGCGCCUUCUCCGACGUGCUGGUCCGCUGCGAGGUGUCCCGCGUGCUGCUACUGCUGCUCCUGCAGCCGCCGCCCGCCAAGCUCCUGCCGGAGCACGCCCGCACCCUGGAGAAAUACUCCUGGGAGGCGUUUGACGGGCAUGGGCAGGAGAGCGGCGGCCAGCUGCCCGAAGAGCUCUUCCUGCUGCUCCAGUCCCUGGUCAUGGCCACCCACGAGAAGGACACAGAAGCUGUCAAGUCGCUGCAGGCCGACAUGUGGCCUCUGCUGAGUGCCGAGCAGAACCACCUCCUCCACCUCCUGCUGCAGGAGACCGUCUCCCCCUCGGGCCAGGGCAUCUGAAGAACCGGCCUCCGCCGAAAGAACCCACCGCCUACCCCGUGCCCCUCACCAAACCCACCCGGGCGUCCUUCCCUCGCUCUCCUGGUGGCUCCCUCGGGCCAGGGCAUCUGACAACCCCCCUCCCCCGUGCCCCUCACCAAACCCGCCCGGGCGUCCUUCCCUCGCUCUCCUGGUGGCUCCCUCGGGCCAGGGCAUUUCUCAACAGGCCACCGAAACACCCCGUCUGCCCCGUACCCCUCCCCAAACCCGCCCGGGCGUCCCACCCUCCCUCCUGGUGGCUCCUUCAGGCCAGGGCAUCUGACAACCCCCCUCCCCCGUGCCCUUCACCAAACCUGCCUGGGCAUGCCUCCCUCCCCCCCUCCCUCCUGCCUGCCUUCUCUCCAUCGAGGGGGCGGGGCAGUAGGGGACUCUGGGGCCGGUGCUCAGACUUGGUGUCGUCUUGCCCCCUCCCCGUGCCCCUGCUCCCGACCUCUCUUGCAGACCGAGGAAUCGAGAGCUGCUGCAAGUGGCCGCUCUCCCAGAGACCUCUUCCGCCGUGGGUGGGUGCGAGGGAAAGAUGCGGCCGAGAGCGAGUGCACGCCGAGGCUCUUUGCACGGGCUGCAGCAGUGCAAAGCAACAGAGAGCCGCCUCAUCCCCCUCUUCUUCCGCACGUCCCCUCCCCACCCCCCACUCCCGUUGUCCCUCUGUCUUUGUGCCAUGGUGAGGCCCUUCCUUUGCCCCGCUCUGUUCAAAUACAACCUGAUUUACUGGA